Molecule: messenger RNA, 945 nt
Organism: Colletotrichum destructivum
Lineage: Eukaryota; Fungi; Ascomycota; Sordariomycetes; Glomerellales; Glomerellaceae
Product: Putative calcineurin-like phosphoesterase domain, ApaH type, metallo-dependent phosphatase
Exons: 2
Coding region: 1-945 (314 amino acids)
Molecular function (GO): hydrolase activity
Source: RefSeq, a predicted model, not a curated record
AUGGCUAAUCAAGUGAAAACAACUCUUCUCAUCAUCUCGGACACUCACGGGCUAGAGUUUCCAGCGGAGACGCGUGCUCAGGAGCCCGUUGACGUGGUCAUCCAUUGUGGCGAUCUUACAGAGAGUUCCACGAUGGCGGAAUACAAGAAUACACUCCAGCUCCUUCGAAACCUCAACGCACCUCUCAAGCUGUUCAUCGCCGGCAACCACGACCUAUCUCUUGAUCCUCCAGCCAUCUACGGAAAGAUUGAUGAGGCGGAACGGGAGAUUCUUGCAGUGAGGGAUCUCGUCAAGAGAGCAAAGGCUGAGGGAAUUGUCUUUCUCGAAGAGGGCACGCACGAAUUCGUACUUGGCAAUGGCGCGGCUCUGAAGCUCUUUGCCAGCCCUUACACGCCAGGCACCGCGGGGUGGGCGUUUGAGUAUUCCACCCACGAUUUCAACAUUGAAGAGGGAACCGAUGUCGUCGUGACACACGGCCCACCCCGUGGAAUACUGGACAUUUCCGAAGGCGGCAAAAGAAUUGGGUGCCCUCAGUUGUUUCGGGCGGUUGCGCGAUCACAGCCCAAGAUCCAUUGCUUCGGUCAUGUCCAUCGCGGAUGGGGAGCAAGGCUCGUUGCCUGGAGGCCGACCCUUUCCCCAACGCCUUCACACAUUGAGGACAUUGACAAUGCAAAAUCCUUGGUGCUAGAGCAUCUCGGCCACCGCAACGAACCCGAGGAGGUUGCGCAGGCGAGAAGAGAGAGGUUCAAGCAGUACAGGUCCCAAGGGCAUUGCCGCAUACGCCACUGCCAAGAUGAUUUAGAGCCUCCACAAGCAGGUCAGACCUUAUUUGUCAACGCGGCGACAAAAGGGAGCGAUGGGCUGAACCAGGCCCCGUGGAUCGUUGAUGUUGACUUACCGGCGGCCGCUGUACUAAUUACUACAGCCACAGCCAACAUUGUCUAA